Messenger RNA from Haliotis rufescens (red abalone), 1415 nucleotides. RefSeq names its product fucolectin-1-like. Lineage: Eukaryota; Metazoa; Mollusca; Gastropoda; Lepetellida; Haliotidae. The record is from RefSeq and is a predicted model, not a curated record. Bases 12 to 746 code for a protein of 244 amino acids. The transcript is spliced from 4 exons.
GUGGAGAAAGGAUGUUCCUUCCAAAUACGGUCCUACUUCUCACUCAUGCAACAUUUGUAUCAGGUAACCUCAAUCUGGCCUUAGGCAAACCAACUAAAUCUUCAACCUUCAUCAAUAACAAAGGCAGAGCAGUAGAUGGCAACAGAGAAGCAGUCUUUUCAAGGAGCUCGUGUUGGGAGAGCCAAGACGGGGACAUGCAGCCAUACUGGAUGGUUGACCUUCAAAGUGACUUCUUAUUGGAAUACGUUACCAUAACGAACCGAGUGGAUUGUUGUGGUGAACGAAUGCAUGACCUCAAGAUUGAGGUCUUCGCGGAUGACCCCGUGCUGCACCCAUCGACCCCAUCAUACCUGUGUGCGAUGUAUGAUGGGCCAAUGCCUGUUGGUGCAACAGAAAAUAUCUCAUGUUCUUGUGCUGCUCAAGGGCGUUAUAUCAGAAUCCGGGGUCUGGACAGACAGCACCAAAGCGAUCUACUAACACUGUGUGAAGUUGAAGUGUUUGAGAGAACAUCUACACGGUGUUUCAGCACCGAACUUCAGCGCGUGGUGGGAACCAGGUAUGUCGGGGAUGUAAUCCAAGUUGAUGCCGCAUCUGCAGCUGAUUGCAGCGCCCACUGCAUCUACAACAGAACCUGCAUCGGCUUCAACUAUAACUACAACACUCAUGGUUGCGAGCUGAGAGUUGGAUCCGCCGAAGCAUCAAGUGCUAAUGGGUGGUUCUACUUUUUCCAGCGCCCAUGUCUGUGAGAAAAGGACUGGAAGAUAAACACUAGUUUCCGAAGUGACAUGCAUCCAUCGUUAAACAAUGCUGCCAUACUUCUGGCAAACUUGCGGAUUGUUUUCUGUCGCGUUUUCUAUAUUCCAGACGCUAUCUCACCAUCAGGGCGACAGCAACAAAGCUCUUGUUCGUGAUAAAAGUUCAUUAGUACUGAUUCUUUGGAUAACUGUUUGGAUAACUGAUAUUCUGUUGUUGUUUUUUAUUUUGCACUUUAUUAUAUUAUAUAUUUGGCAAUUGUGUUGUCGUCUAAACGUAUUUCGUGUUUCAGACAGUUUAAAGAUGAGGUUGAAGCUGCUCGAAUAGUGUUCGACCGAUAGAGAAAAAUGACUAUUGGAAAGUUGGAGUCAUCCCUCUUGUCAUACAGCCAUAUGGAUUGCUUUAUUGUCACUGUGAACUGUGCUCGCUGAAAUACCAUUAAAACACACCGGAUAGUUUGUUGUCACUCUUGAAUCUUUAUGCAUAGAUCUAAAUAUGAUAUAGACGAGGCGAUUUCAAUACUCAUUUUGUAUUUCGAGUUCUUGUGGAUAAAUCAGUUUAUCAUAUAAUGGGUAGGUUUCUGGGCUGGAUAAAGCCAACCGAUAAAAAACGAUAUCCGUUGGUGUCAUAUGCGGAUAGAGAUGCAAAUAUCAAAGGUCAAG